Exophiala dermatitidis NIH/UT8656 is the source of this 976-nucleotide messenger RNA. RefSeq lists its product as uncharacterized. The record is from RefSeq and is a predicted model, not a curated record. Bases 429 to 740 code for a protein of 103 amino acids. NCBI's taxonomy places the organism in Eukaryota, Fungi, Ascomycota, Eurotiomycetes, Chaetothyriales, Herpotrichiellaceae. The transcript has a single exon.
GUAAUCAUGCUUCUGAUCAUCGUCAGAGGACUGCACUUCUGAAAGCCGCCCAGCCCAGUGUGCGUCGUCAUGGGUUGGGCUCAAGUUCAGACAACCGACCCGACAACCCCGGCAUGACAGACAGAUAGACAGGCAGACCAAAACCCGGCUGACGAUCGUCCAGUCAGUCUCUUCUCGCAGCGCCCACCAGGUCCAUCAUGCACCGAUCAAGUUACUACUGUUGUACUGUAGGUCCUGUCUUUCUUGCUCCUUGGUGUCUAUGGGGAGGACUCCAUAGGUAUGAGUGGAGCUGGACCGCGUCGACGACAGUGCCGACCAGUAGACGCGACAACGGUAAACAUUAAUAUCAUAGAGAAUGGGAAUGGGAAUGGGGAAACGGACAGGACACAACACCCAGAAAAAAAAGUUUUACGUGAAGAGGUACCGCAAUGGCCUAUCAUCGACCAAGACUACUAGUAUUACAGAUAGUAGUGAGAUCCGCAAGCCGGAGCUGUAGUGGCUCCGUUUCAAUCCCUCCACAUCUGGAUCUACUACUGUACACCCACCCACUACGCCUGGCUGAUCUCAAAGAACAAAGUGCCGUUCCGACGACGAGGCUCUGCAAAACUACGGGAACUCAAAGACCCACGGCCGGUAGUACCAACCAGUGUGUCCCGGGCAGGUCAGGCAGGUCCCGCACCAAGGGCUGUCCUGUCCUGCCGUCGGAUGUCCUGUCGAUCAUCUGCCUGAACAAGAGUUGACACGGCAGAGAAUUCCGGACUCCACACGCCCAAUUCGGCAUGGACGGCUUAUCAAUUGGGAAGGGAGUCGAUCUGAACAGAAAGCAAAUUUACAUGUGAUCAAGUUGAGGACGACUACAAGAAAUGACUUGAAUCUGUGAAGAUGUACAUUACUGUAAGAGGUCUGUGAAAGUGGGCAUUCUCCACGAAACUGGAGCGUUAGAAUUGAAAAGACGCCUCAGUCGUCAUCUUUGCCA